This is a messenger RNA of Homalodisca vitripennis (glassy-winged sharpshooter), 873 nucleotides long. RefSeq names its product E3 ubiquitin-protein ligase MPSR1-like. The transcript has 3 exons. The record is from RefSeq and is a predicted model, not a curated record. Lineage: Eukaryota; Metazoa; Arthropoda; Insecta; Hemiptera; Cicadellidae. The coding region runs from base 414 to 764 and encodes 116 amino acids.
GCGCUUUGGCCGCGAAUCAAUGACAAUUUCCAUCUCUAAUCGGCAGUAAUUUUUAAGAAAGGUCGGAUGAAACUAGUGUUGGGUUGUAUUGUUUUCAUUGAUAUUAGCAUGUUUAACAAAUUUGAUAGUUGAUCGGUUGUCAGGUAUCUGUUACCUAUUACAAUAAUGUUCAAUGUUCUUUAGUUAAGUAACCAAAGCAAAUUACGAAUUAAGUCAGAGUUGACAUAUUUGAAGUUGCUGUAUGUUGUACUAACCAAAACUUAGCCUUUGAAAAAACUUUUUCAAAUCGAAUUAUACCUACUAAAAAGGGUAACUAAAAAAGGGGUUAACUAGUAUAAAGCGUUUUUAUUUGAUAUCUAUCACUAUUGUGUUUGAGUUAUUGUGAACUUUCUGGAUAGGACUACAUUGAUAAAAUGCCUGGCUAUGGUUAUGUUGGAUUACUUGGUGGAUUUAUUGCACUUGGUGUCUUGGUAUGGACAUUAUUUACUCAAGAAGAGCCUCAUCGAACUAGGCCUAAGUAUGAAGAAUCCAGUUUUAAUCCGGGGCCUGGUUAUGAUAGGCCUAGGCCUACAAAUUGGACCGAAGCUGAAAGUUCAAGAAAACGUCGCAAGAAUGAUAAUCAAUGUGUAAUAUGCUUUGAGGAAUUUAUUACGGAGUAUGGAUGCAAACGUCUACCAUGUAAUCAUAAAUUUCACUCUCAGUGCAUUGGAAAAUGGUUGCUGGUCCAGAAAACUUGUCCUACUUGCAGGAAAAACGUCAUUUAAUUACAUGUGAUGAAUAUGUCUUGGACUGCACAAUUCAUACAAUGUAUAUAUAGUUCGCCUCAUUUUUUUAGCUGGAUAUUAAAUCUAAAUAAAUUGUUACUAGCUAAAA